Molecule: messenger RNA, 408 nt
Organism: Chlorella variabilis
Lineage: Eukaryota; Viridiplantae; Chlorophyta; Trebouxiophyceae; Chlorellales; Chlorellaceae
Exons: 1
Coding region: 1-408 (135 amino acids)
Molecular function (GO): FAD binding
Source: RefSeq, a predicted model, not a curated record
AUGGCCAGGCCAGUCGCCCCAGCAGCGGGCCCCAGCCAGCGGGGGCGCCCUGCCGCCAGCCGGGCGGCGCUCGAGCACCAGGCGCCGGCGCCGCGGGCGACACGCUCCCGCGCAGCAGCAGCAGCGGCAGCUGCAGCAGCGCCGACGCGCGCAGCGAGCAUAGAUGUGAGCAGCUUGGGCGCGCGCGACCUGCGCGGCACAGUGGUGGUGACGGGAGCGGGCCCCGCAGGCCUGGCGGCGGCGCUCGCGCUACACAAGGCGGGUCUGCCGGUGGUGGUGCUGGAGCGGGAGGCGCAGCUGAGCGCCGCGGGCACCGCCCUGGGCCUGUGGACCAACGCGUGGCGUGCCCUGGAUGCACUCGGGGUGGGGGACGCGCUGCGGCAGCAGCAUCCAGAGGUGCAGGAGUGA